This is a messenger RNA of Pocillopora meandrina, 34903 nucleotides long. The record is from the annotation of a GenBank genome assembly. NCBI's taxonomy places the organism in Eukaryota, Metazoa, Cnidaria, Anthozoa, Scleractinia, Pocilloporidae.
AUGAUUCACCAGCAAAGUGGACUUUUGUUGUGUCUCCUUUGUUGGAUCGCGGUGAAAGCAGGUAAGAUAAUUCUUGGUGUUAAGGUAACCUAAUGUUGAUAUGUGCGUCAUUUCUUUACCCCAUUCAACUGUGCAAUCAAAUUAAGUCUUUUUUUUAGCGAUCGCCUUAAAACGAAAAUGUAGGUAAUAGAUAAGUUCAUAGACGUCAAAUUUUCCAUCCUUCAUUUUCUUUAAAGUUCAGCUGAAAGUACAAAUGAAACCUCAUAACAGAGAGCAGUAUUUGCAUAAUUUGUGAUAUGAGACUUUUUGAAUGGCUAUGUCGUAUUACUGUGUUCGUUUGACACUUGGAGAAAACAUAAAAAUUCAAAAGCAAACUGUGCCCUCUUUUAUUUGUCCCUUUUUUUCAUUUCCUUUUUUUUUUGACGUCGUUUUGACUUUAGAGAUCGGUGUAGUGCGCAAAGCGAGUGAAGUCUUCAAUACUAAUCCUUCGCGUGAUUCGCCUCGCGGUGGAAACAAACCUCAUUACAGAUAUUAACGCGAUCGAAUUUUGAAGUUACUAGUAAGCUUACCACUGAGAUGGCGUUUUCAUCAAAUUUUGGCCUUUAAAAACUCUUAAAGGCCUCGGUUUUUCAAUCUCAGCUCGAAAAUCUCUUUUUCUAUCCAUAACAGUUGGAGGUAAAUUGAAAUUUAAAUAUAUUCAAGGAGUUCGUCUUUUUGCUGAAAAAUACAGUGUAGCUACGAAGUUAUGCUCGCCCACGUUUCUUGAUGUAUUUAUAUAAUAUCUGGUCUGAGAAAGUAAUCCUUCUUAAGAAGAUUUACGAAUUUUCUGAAAAGAAUUUGUGUCAAAUGAAUCGUGGCAAAUAGUAGCGGUUAUGUGCAUUGUUACCCCUUGUAGUUGCCACUACAGCUGCUGCACAAAAUAUUCGUUCUGACACCUCAUGAUAUCGCGUGAUGCUUUCUUGCGCUUCAGACAUCAGACGGAGUAAGAAAGACGGGAAAUGUUGGUUUCUAUUUUAAAGGUGUCGAUUUUAAGGCUGAUUUUAACGCAGCUACACAAUAACAAAAUUUAUAAUCGCACAACUAUUGUUGUCUGUGUUUGUGAUGGAGGAUAUGUGAACUGUAUAUCGUCGGGAACUGGUGCAGUUUAAUCAGGUCACAAAGAGACUCAAAGAGACCCUUCUUAGAUAUCGUCAUGAGAGAAAAGCAGAAAUAAAGCUUGACUUUCUUAAUAAAGUAUUUGCCUCUCUGCAUGGCACUUCAAUCUCAAAAUGAACAAAAUAUAAAAAGUACAUCCGUUAGAUAUGUAAUGCAGAUCUUUAUCAGACCAGUCUGUCUUGGAUGCCAAUUACACAACGUGGAAAUGGUUCGGCUUGGUUCUCUUCUAUUUGUGAGGAGCUUUCUGUGAAGUCAUUAAGAUAUUUUCAAGAUUUUAUACCUUACAAAGAUGUAAAAUAGUUAGUUCACUGAUCCUUUUAAAAUUUUAAAAUUAGCAUCCCUGAUAUUUCUUUGUUAAUAUGCAUACUCCGUGAAGUACACGCAGUUCAGUUGCGAAUCAAAUAUUAGUUAAAAUAAUUUUUUGUUGUUGUUUUAUUAAGUUGGAUUGCUUAAUUUUAAAGAUGAAAUGUGAAAAAAUUCACUCCAAGCCUAAUUAAUUGAUUUUGUCUUGUGACAAAAUUAUUAAUUAACAUGCUUGCUUAUUUUCGUCUGGACUUUAAGAUUUGUGGAAGAAGCCAAGUCCAGACUGAAUUGUUUAGAAAAAUUUGCCUGGUUAAAAUAAUCUAUUGGUAAAAUCACUCUGACAAAGGGCUGACACUCAAAACGUCAGCUCUAGAAGAUCUUGACGUGGCCAAUUUACAUUUAUCAAUUUAGUUCAUAAAUCAAUUUAUUUUGUGUGCAAUGACGGGUUGGUUCUGUUAGUUAAAGGUGUGAUAUUACUUAUUAAAUAAUUUUCUCCCUGUUUUUUGGCUGUAGUCAGUUAUUUGAACAUGUUAUAGUUAAUGUAAGUGGCUUUUAAUUGUCUAAAACCUUGAAGUGUAUGGUUAUAAACCCUUUGUAGCUUGUAAGCUACAGAUCAUUGACUAACUAAUAUCUGAUAAUUUGUAGUCAUGCUUUGUCUAACAGGGACUCUUUCAAUCUUUUUCAUCUUACUGUAAUUUUUAUAACAGUCUAUCAAUUGGUAAGGUGUCUUUUGAAGACUACAGUAUAUUGACUUCUUUUGAUUUAACUAAAGUUUUUGUGUCAAUGGGAAUCGCGUGUGAUACAGAUUGUUGCGGACUUCCAUAAGUGCUGAGUAACAUGCAUGUCAAUAAAUUGGUAUGAGAAACACUUCCCUUAGUGAAGAGUUUAAGAGGAUAUCUAGAGGUCAAUGAAGCUCAAUUAUCUCUCCAGUUCUAAAGUUUAAAAUAAAUGUGAUAUUUAGUUACAACAAGUUGCAAUAAUAUCAUUAUUAAAAGAUCUUUUUGUGAAAGAUAUGAGAAUGUUGGAAACGAAAACAUGAUUAUGUCAUAGCUCUGCAAUAUAUCUUUAUAGUUAGCCAAACUGAGAGAAAAUCAUGCAUAGCAGUCAUUCUUUGUGGUCAGAUGCAUGUUCAGCUGACUCACAUUAUGUUCUGCACCCUCUCUAAAUUCAAAUCAGUUUUAUUAACAUUGCUUAUAAAUACUUGCUGAAAGCAUAAGCAAAAUUGUGUCACCGGUUAUUCUCUGACAGGAUUCAGUCAUGUGUCCAUUUAUUAUUGCAUAGGUCUAGGCAUUGUUAUCUUAAGAGAUAAGUGCACUCUAGCAUGUAAUUUAUUUUAUUCAGUUUUCUCAAAACUUUUAAGAAUACAUUCUGUUUCAGCUAUAAGGGUACGUCAAAAAUUGCAAAGACAAGUGAAAAAAAGUUCUGAAAAAUAGCUGAUGAGAUGAACAUUCUUUCAAGCUGCCAUGUCUUAGCUUAGGAAUCAGCAGAAGAAUAUUUAGUACACAAGAUAGGGGGUCAAAUCUGAAGGGGUUUUGCUAUGUGUAUUUUCAUGUUUUCUAGUGAUGUUUGGAACAUUUUUCUGCUAUUAAAAUUCAUAAAUUUACUUGUCUCAUUGAUUCUCUCUGAUGAAAUACUACAACAAAUGAGUAUUUUUUGUCUUCCUUCAGAAAACCCUCCAACCAUUUCCAGUGUGACAAAAACUCCUGUGAGCUUUUAUGAAGGGGGCAGGGUGACACUUCAUUGUUCAGCUACAGGCAACACACCCCUUACCUACCAGUGGUUUGCAACAGAUUUUGAGGGUAAUGCCAAGGAUGUUUCAUCAAUUAGACACAGUCAGCAACCAAGCACAGGUCAGCUUGUUAUAAACAGACUGAAUCAUACUCUAGAUGAUGGUUAUUACUAUUGUGUAGCAAGGAAUCCAGCUGGAAGAACAAGAUCAACAAGAUUAAAAAUCCAAGUUUCAUGUAAGUGGCUUAAUUAUUACAACUUACCGUAGAUUUAUGAAGUAUGUGUGUUUAGUUUGUUAACCCUUUAACUCCCAGACCAAAUUUGUAAUUCUCCUUACUGUCAACCAUACAAUUCUUAUAAUGUUAGUUCAGAGAAUUUAGAUAAACUAAUUAUCUCCAAAUUGAUAGUUCUCUUAUUUACUCUCAUAACUUGUCUGGUUGAUAUUGCAUUGAUUUUUGUAAGGAGAAAUUCUGUCUUGGUCACUCAUGGGAGUUAAAGGGUGAAGGCAUGCUGUCGACCUGAAAAUGAAAUGGCUGUGUGUCACUGCCUUUGCUCUGAUGAAGCUAAUGAUUGCAACAUCAGCUUUAGAAACUUAUUUGUUAUGAUGACCAAUUUAUAUUUAUUUAUCAACUCAGUUAUUAAAAUCAAGUUAUCAUGUAAAUCACCCCACCAGUGUAAUUCUGCAAUUUUUUUAGAAAUUUUAUAGUUACCCUCUUUAUUCAUUUACCUUUCAAACAACAUAUUUCCAAGGAAUUUUUAUUUUGAAGGAAGUGAAGGAAAAUUACAAUAAUUGUAGAUCAGAGCUCUAGAGUUCUUCUCUAAUUUCCCUUGAUUUGAUUCAGUUUUGUUUGAUUGCUUCACUUCUGUCAUAAAUUUUUGAUUUUCAAUUUCUCUUCCCAACAGUUCUAGAAAAAACACCAAAUGUUGAUACCAGUGUAAGUCUCAGAGUACUGCAGGGGGGUGAAUUCACCUAUGAAUACCCUGUUAUAAAAAGUUUUCCAAAGCCUACAAUUACGUGGACUAAAAGUGGCAGCUCUAUGUCUGAGACACAACGCAUCAGUUUUUCUACUGAAGGAAACAUUUAUAUUGGAAAUGUGGAAGUAAAUGAUGUAGGUAACUACUACUCGAGGGUUGAGAAUGGAGGCCAGUCAUUUAGUAGAGGUCCGCUAACAGUGAGUGUGACAGGUGAGUAAUCUUGUACAUACACACAUGUUUCAAUUAGGUUUCAGAUGAAAAUGUUUUCUCUCUCACCAGAGAAAUUUGGACCCUUUUGACUCUUUCACUCCCAUCAUUUACUUAGUGAUUCUCCUUACUCUCUGCCACACAAUUCUUAUGGUGUAGUUUAAAGAAUUUGGUAUUGGAUCAACUUAGAAAUCCUCAAUAGAUAUUUUUCUUUAUUCUCAUUACUUUCCUGCUUGAUAUUGUAAGGAGAAAUUCUGUGUUAGUCACUCAUGGGAGUCACCAAUACAAAGGGUUAAUGGGUUUAUUUAAUUCAUGACAAAAUGUUUAAUGACUUGAAUUAGAUGUUAUGUUAUUUCAAGUCCUAUUUUUGAAAAAGUAAGGUAAUCACCUUCAAAAUGAGGGAAACAGAAAAAUAUCAGAAACUAAAGUAUGAAAGAUGGCAAAUUUUCAGCUAUGAAAGAGAAAAAAAAUUUACCACUUCUGAUAAUAUAUAACCAAUAACAUAUAAUAUAUUGUUUGCAGCAAGGGGAAACAUACCUGAUACACCAUAUAUCAUUCUUGGCCCCGCAAAUCAGAGAGCUACAGCGGGAAAGACAAACAGUGUUACAUUUGAGUGCUUUGCAAGUGGAAGGUGAAGAUUUAUGUCUAAUUUAAUGUUUAUGAUAGGCAAACCUAUCGAACAGAAAUUUCCAGAAUGGCUCCAGAGCUUACUAAACCCUAUUGCUCCCAAGAUCAAUUGUUAAUUCUCCCCUCUAGGUGCCAACCAUUUUCCAGUAUAUCAAUUAUGAGAAUUUUGUUUUAGAUUAAGAUAACAACUUCUACCUGAUAAGUUGGGGUAUUCUCAUUACCUGUUUGCUGGAUGAUGAAGAGACAUUAUGGGGAGAAAUAACUUGUUAAUCACAUGUGGGAGUUAAAGAGUUAAAGAGUUAAAACUAGAGUUGAUUUAAAUUUUGGGAACUGGAGAUACAAGUAGUUGACAUUGACUGACUUCAAGAAGUGAGGUCCACUACUUAUUGUCUUAAUGUCUUUUCUUCAAUUUUGAAUUGCUUUUUUCUGCAUUUUUAAAAUAAUGUUAUUGUGUAUUUUAUUUGCUGUUCAUACUUCAGUCCUAUGCCCUCGAUAUCCUGGAGAAAGGCCGGGCAAGUGAUUUCUCAGAGUGCAAAAUUUUCUUUUGACACAUUCAAGAAGAGACUCACUGUUCACAAUCCAGCUGUAUCUGAUGAAGGAGUCUACGAAUGUCGAGUAACUAACAGCAGAAAUGUCUUUAAAACCAAGAGUGCAAACUUGACAAUAAUUGGUAAGCAUGAAAAAAAUGCAGUUCAAUUUUAUUUUUUAUUUACUAAAAUGUAACUAUCAGAGUUUAUUGGACUGAGUGUUGUAAGGCCAAAAUCUCAACCAGACUGACCGCAACAGCCAACCAGAACAAAGAGAAAAUGUUUUAAGGAGCCUAUUGGAGUUCAGAGUGACCAAGUCACUUUUAGAUUUAGUUUUGUAUCUGGUUGAUUGAGAGGGUGGCAAGAGUUUUUGUUUGACCAAUCAGAGACCAUCGUAAAUCAAAACCAACGCUAGUGCGUAUUUCUCUCGGCAGUCAAUUGAAACUUGUUCAAUUGGAUUCUCAUCAGUUUUUAAUAUAUUAAAUACAAAAAUUCAUUUCGUUUCUUUGGUAGUUAUGCCAACGUUUACAGUCACCCCAACGAUGGCGGAUAAGUAUCCUCAAGAAUCAGUGACUUUUAAAUGCAGUGCGACUGGCACUCCAACACCAGAGAUUACUUGGUUUCACAAUGGCCAAAAAGUUCCACCUUCGACCACAGGAAGGAUCCAGAUAAACAGUAAAACUGACCUGACAUUUAUAAGUCUUCAAUCGGGCGACAAAGGAAGUGUUCAGUGCGCGGCAACCAACGAUGCUGGCGAGAUACUGAGCAAAGCUUUGUUGCGUGUAAAAGGUAAGAAGUGUAUCUGGUAUUUUCCUGUGAUAGACCUUUAUAAGAAAAAAUCAACCAGGUUAUCCAAGGGUGGAUGAUAACGCCGGCUAUCCCGACACUGGAUAAAUCUCUAUCCGUUGGAUAUGGCAGAACGUUUUGUGAACACCUAUCCGCUGGAUAGCGAUUUAUCCGUUGCAUAGCAAUUUAUCCGUCGGAUAGCGCUAUCCAUCCUUUGAAUACUUAGGCCCAGGACUGUUAUCCAAGCUCUCAUGAUUUCUAAGGCCUGCGUAAAGCUCGCUGGUCAGACUGCUAGAUUUAAAAAGUAACUGAUAAGCCGCCACAUGUUUAAGUUCAGCUUACGCUAAGCAACUUGGGUUUUCACUGCGAGUCAUUCUCUACCCAGUUGUAUAAGAGUGGAGCUGUGACUGAAGUAUCCGUGCUGACGAUUUUGCCGUUAUUGUCUCUGUCUGAUUACUGUGGGGGUUGGGUUGUGGCAUCUAGUCGGCGCAGCAAUUCGCCUGUAUGCCUGGUACCAUGGCCAAGGGGAACGAUGUUAGUUGCGACUGUUGGGGAAAGUUAUUUAAUAAUUGAUGAUUGGGAUUCAGUUAAUAUUUUUAAAUGCGUUGUAUUUUGCAGAAUUACCUGUAUGGAUAGAUGUUCCACCAAAGAACACAGACGCUGUGGUUAAUGACACAGUGGAGUUAGAAUGUGUGGGCCGUGGAAAUCCAUCGCCAACAAUAACCUGGCAGAAAAAUGACCAAAACAUCAACUUCGCCAAUAAUCCUCGAUACUUUCAGAAGUCUUCUGGUUCACUGCAGAUUAGCAGAAGUCAGAAGAGUGACAGUGGAAAAUACACGUGUAUAGCAACCAACAGCAUUGGCUCCAAGAGGGCAAACGCUUCUCUUAGAGUGUUAAGUAAGUUUAAUCUUAAUAUGUAUUUCAUGAUCGCUACGAUCGUUGAAAAGUUUUGCAGCAAUCUUUCUGUUUUAACUAUCCAAUGAAAACUACUUCUGUUUGUUUAUUGCAGUCAAAACUGUGAUCGUCAAUCCGUUACCAAGUCAAAUAGACGCUAUCAAAGGAAUUGAUAAACUUCUUCCGUGUGGGGUCCAAAAAGACCCGGAUAUAUCAGUCAAGUGGAUUUGGACCAAAGAUGGAUCUACAGUCGAUGUAUCCCGGAUGAAGGUUCAAAGUGAUGGAACACUACGCAUACUCACUGUGCAGCAGGGGGAUGCUGGGUCGUACACGUGUUUGGUACAGUCUGAGGCGGGAAACGCCAGCACUACAGGACAGUUGAGCGUUCUCGGUAACUUUUCAUCGUUUUCUCUUGUUUUGGUUAUAACUCAGGAAAAGAAAUUGAGAAGCUGAGUUAUUUUUCCCCGCAUUGUUUUAUCCGUUUUCCUUGGCUCACUUUUAUGCUCCCAACAUGCCUAAGUUAUCUUCAUUUGCGAAUGCAAAAGCUAAUAAAGGGAAAUGUAUCAUGUCGUAAGCUGGUUGAGCCAUGAGAGUUCCUGAUCAUCGAUCAACGCACAAUUUCCCCUUCACGUUUAUUCCAAGGGCACCAUACGCUGAAUUAGUUUAUUUAGAACAUCUCUUUGGUCGUCAAAAAAAUUAAUUGCCAUUCAUCACGAUUUUGUACGUUUUCCUCAAAGUAUUCCCGUUUUGUUUAUGGGGAACUGCUUGAAAGCAAUUUCAUCCCGAGGAGCUAUGUUUUCCCGCUUAAAAAUGCUCACAGACUUUUCUGUAUUUUCUAGAGAUACCGCUCGCACCCACUACCCCAGUGGUAAGUGACAUCAAGACGACUUCAGUUCGCUUAUCGUGGUUUCCACCGGAUUAUAGUGGUAACAGCCCCAUCACAUCUUACAAAAUCGAAGCCAAGAAGGGCUCCAACAACUGGCAACUUGCCAGGGAUGACAUCAAUCCUUCUGAUAGACAGAUGUCAGUCAUUGUCCGUAGUCUUUCGCCGCAUACUCAGUACCAAUUCCGCGUGAGAGCUGUCAAUCAAGUCGGAGAUGGUGCACCCAGUGGCGCGUCCGGAGUGAUAAGGACACUGAUAUCAGGUAACAGAAUAUGGCCGGUUCUUUCUUCUUUGUUUUGGGGAAACCAUCCUUUGGAUCUGUUGGUUUCUUCAAUUUUGACAGUUAAACGUAAGCCGUGAAAAUUAUACAAAAGCUGCUCGAUUUACCGACUUCACCCUAUUGUCAUGGUAAUCACAAGGAAAGAUCAGAACUUUUGUAAACCAAGAUCUCUCCUAUCUUUCUUUCAGCGCCGUCUGCAGCUCCACAAAGCGUCAGUGGAGCUCCAACAAGCGCUGAUUCUAUACUCGUGCAGUGGCAAGUGAGUGUCUUCAGCCUGUUUGCAUACUUAAAAAAAUAUUCGUCUUUUUAACUGAACUUUUUAUUUACAGCUUGUACAAUUUUCAUUAAAAAUGUCAUUAUUUUAAUUUCCGUUUUCAGAUUCCUCCUCCUGAAACACACAAUGGUCCGUUGCGUGGUUUCAAAAUCGCUUACCGUCUGGCUGGCGUUUCAGCGAGUAGCUUCAUUAUAAGAAAGAUUGCAAUUUCAUCUGCUACUCAGGGCAGCAUCGACGGACUUCUGCAGUGGACUACGUACGAGAUUAAAGUGCGGGCUUAUAAUGACGCAGGAGACGGGGUGUACAGUCAACCAAUCACAGUCACCACAGCAGAAGGGCGUAAGUUUUACAUGGCUUUUGAUUCUGACCGUUCUUACGUGUUCGCAUCUGUUAGAACUUUCUCGUCCAGUGAAUAGCAUUUCCAACUCUACAUUAUGAUAGUUAUAUAUAUAUUUGGUGCAGAGAUUUGCAAACACCAGAACUGGCUGGCGAGACCGUUCUGUUUUUAAAAGGAAUUCUGUGAUUUCAUAGCACUGUCUGUUCAGAUCAGCUAAUGCCUAAAUUACAUUCACCACUCUUAUGGCCUUCAUUUCAAAAUUAGCCAAAAUUGCCGAAAAAAAAGGGACCUUUAUAAAAUGGAUUCGAACGCUUUCACCCAUCCUGACUAGUUGUAAUUUGGCUGCAUUUGCUAAUUACUCUAUUACAUGUUGUUGCAGUACCAACAGCUCCACCACAGGAAGUGAACGUGAUUAACAUUACUACAGUCAGUGUAUAUUUAGAAUGGAAACCUCCACCUCAAAAGCAACAAAAUGGAAGAAUAAAAGGAUACAAGGUAUUUCGUGUUCUCAGCAGGUAGAACAUUUGCCAAUUUUCAUUGGUGUAUGGCGUAACACAAAACGAGAUCUCUGUAACUCAGCAAAUAUUUCAAGUUUCUUUCUAUCUUUCGUUCAUCGAGGGGCCCGAUCUUACACCCUUUCUGCAUGUACUUUUUUUUUUCCCCACAGCUCCAAGCUUGGAAGGGAAGCACACCCAGCAAUAUCUACCAGCGGGUAGCUGAUCAUGACGACACGGCAGCUAUUCAGAAGGGAAUCCUGAGCGGACUGGAGAAAUUCACUCAGUACACUAUAGCUAUAGUAGCCUACAAUGGCGCAGGAGACAGUCCGAGGUCUGAUACUAAACUUAUCAAGACCGAGGAAGGAGGUACGUUCACUUAAUGUUUGAAACAUUUAUUGAGAUGAAGACAAUAUAUUGCGUGUUUGAUUGAGAGAUACUGGCUGUUAGUGCUUAUAGCAUUUUGUAUAAACAUGGCAACAAUUGAUAAUUAUUUUAUCCUCCCACAGUUCCAGACGCGCCUCGGUCGUUCACAAUCUCCGAGGUCUACGCGGACGCUUUGAGAGUGAGCUGGGACCCACCUCUACGACUGAAUGGUAUUCUUACUGCGUAUUUGGUAAAACACUGGCGAAAUGACUCUCUCCCAAGCAGCGGUCAAACGACGCGUCUCUCAAACGUCACCUUAUCACACACAGUGACAGGAUUAGGAGCCAAUACUGCGUAUGUUGUCGAGGUGUCCGCUGAGACCCGAGUGGGGGCUAGCACGAGUAAGAGACUGGUGGCGAAAACUACGGAAUCUCCCGGUAAGCAAAAGCUAUCAAAAAUUUUUUGAUAUGAAUCUUGGAAGAAAAUUGUAAUGUUGUUUAUUUUACUUUCUUACGGCUUAACAAACAUGCCUCAGCGUAUCUUGUGAAGAAAAAUACCAGGCUUUAGAUAUUGGAUGUGUUGCGGCGAAGAGAGCUGAAUUUUGAGCGUCAGCUGUUUUACAGAGUCUACUGAGUAGAUAACACAAACUGAGAGGGCAAAGUAACUUAAUGCUGGCCGUCCGGGGGAAAUAGACCUUGACUUUUUUCACUGAGAGUUUGAGCAUUAAUGUACUGGACUAAAACGUAUGGACAAAAUAUUCUCUUGCAGUCAAACCUGGUGCACCACAAAACCUAAAGGUCAUAGAAGUGAGGGCCCGUUCGGUGGUAUUGGAUUUUACCCCUGGAUCAUCUGGCAGAGCCCCUAUACUGACCUACACCAUACAGUACAACAACGACACCUACUAUGACCCAGCAUCGUCAAGCUGGAAGACACUGAUGAUUGUUCGUGACGCUCAUCUCGUAUGGAAUUUACUUCCUCUUGAGCUACCGCAUCUGAAACCGUACAGAGACUACAGAUUCCGAGUCACUGCCAGGAACAAAGUGGGAAGCAGUAGCCCCAGUGCCCCAACGGAUACAAUCAGAACGCAAGAAACUGGUAAGGAAACUCGACGGUAUCUUAUAUCUCCCUCUUUCCAAAAACUAAACUUGACUUACUUCCAUACUUGAGCAACCAAGGUUGUUUCCGUCCACACAUGCACUUAACACAGGUUUUGCCCAAACUGCACCUCAUAGGAGCUCAAUAAAUGGCUUAAAUAGGCACAUUGUAUAGCGUACAUUUAGCUUUAAGAACACAUCCGAAGUUUGCCAGGGUGAUGCACUCGAAUCUUGUUGAUAGCAAUGUUUUUACCUUCAUUCUUCAUUCAAUGUUCGCUUUUAUUGUAAAAAUCCUGGUGUCCUUUUUGACACAUCGGAUGUAGCGUUGCUGCUGUCAAUUUAAUUAUUUCGUAGUCUUAACUUUUACCAGUCUUUCAACUGAAGCCAUGUUAUUUUUCUCCACAGCACCCUCCCUUCCCCCAAGCAAUUUGACUUUGCUUCCACUCGGGAAGGAUGGACUGGAACUAAGGUGGAAGGUAAGUUUAAAAGUGAUCCUUUGAGGUGAUUUUUUUUGCCUUUUAGAGAGUAAGCACGAAUUUAUUUGACCGAACAGAGCUUAGGGAAUCCCACAAUAUCUGCUCACAUCUUUCAGAUUCCACCCCAAGACACUUGGAAUAGCGACUUUAUAGGAUUCAUACUGCGAUUUGAGCCGGAAGGAGUUCCCAGUUUCGCGUUUGAAAAUAAAUUUCCAAGCAGUCAAUUAAACUACUACAGAGCGGGAGGCCUUUUGAGACACAAACGCUAUAAGGUCUCCGUGAGGUCCUACAAUCUAAAUGGUAAAGGAGCCAGCAAUGGCAGUGCGGUGGCUUGGGCUUGGACGCAAGAAGAUGGUGAGACCGAAUGUGUAGAAUUUAUGAUUUCUGGUGAAUAGAAAAAGAGAGAUGGUAAAUUUUGAGCUCGGUGAAGAAAUAGAGAAAGAUGUUUCUUCGUCUUUUCACGAGGGUCAAUUCACGAAUAUAUAUUUCUUCACCGAGCUCAAAAUUAACCAUGUUUCAUAUUCUAUUUGCAAACACGCUAUCGACAGUGCUGAUCCAAGAAGUAUGCAGGACGUGUCAUAUAUGAACUUCGUAAUAGUCUUGCUCACCAUAGAGUCUCUGUGGCUCAGUGGUAGAGCAUCGGAGCGCGGAAUUCGAAGGUCUGAGGUUCGAUUCCUCAAGGGGAAUUUUCUCUUUGACCCACGCUUAUGAUAAGGAGGAAAAACAUCUUUCUUUAAGAUUUCUUUUUUGCUUCACAUAUCUGUUUUAAAGGUGUUGUGCUGAAUAUGGAUACCGAGUGUCAUGGGUUAAAUUCUUCAUCUUUUUGUUUCAGCUCCGUCCUCAGCGCCAACUAGUCUUACUCCAGUAGUAACAGGUGCCACAUCUGUUACGCUCAGAUGGGGACCUGUACCGUAUGUGGGACAAAAUGGUGUAAUUCUUGGUUACAAGGUGCAGUAAAUACCUGGCAGUUCUUCCGUAAAUUUAAGCCUCUUAAUAUUUAUCUUUUUCAUUUUGUUUUUCCGAGUCUGCGCAUCUCAAAUACUUAAAAACGUCAUCUUGAAUUUUUAAGUGUAUGCCCAUAAUUGAAAGUACCUGAAUAAUAAAAUGGUGGAUUUUUUUAUACGACCUCAUCAACAGGAACACGUAAUAAGCAAUGUUAUUUGAUACUAACUCAGUGAGUUUGUGUGAAGUGGUCUUUAAAAAUGUACAGGUCAUUUUAUUUCCUGCAAUCUGGGAAGGGUUUCUAGUAUCCUGGGAAUUCUUCAAGUGACUGUUUUGUGCAAAAAAUAGAGAUCGUUUUUUUAUGUCCUCUUAGAUAUACUACCGUAUUUUUGGGAAGCAAAACACGGAGAAAGAGAAGGAACUCUUCAAUGGUCUCGUGUACUCUACCUCCCUGACGGGACUGGAGAGCUUUGUCACUUAUGAAUUCCAAAUCCUUGCGUACACAAGAAUUGGAAAUGGACCAAAAAGCGCUGCAGUUAGAGCCACCACUCUAUCAUCCAGUAAGUUAAAUUACCAGAUAACGCUUUUGUACUUGGUAGGUGUUUGAUAAGUUGAUGGAAGAGCAACGAUUUUAGAUCAAAGUGGUUAUGCUGACUGCAAAAGAAAGCGCAUAUUUGUUUAUUUGUUUGCGAUGUUAAGACAGGCUAGCUCAAUUCAGCUUUAAAACUGGUUUAAAUGAGGGCCUGCGUAGGCAAAACAAGGCCAGACCACAACAUGAGAAGAUACGUUCCCUACUCUUUGCAAGAAGUGCGUGGGUUCUUUAACGUCCCCCGUGCUAACCAGCACAGAGGAGAUGCAGGGGACGGAGCCUACGUUUUAUUGUUUACUGUCUUACUGUUUGCGAUGUCAUAGCAAAGGCAGCACUCUCUCCUUCCGUUAUUUUUUAAGGCUCGGAGUAUUGGUCUUGUCUGGAGCUUGAGCCCUCAAUCUCCCGCACGACAGUCCGGCUCUCUACAACAAACAGGAGUUACUCAAGUGCAUAUAACAAUAUAAUUUGGUAAAAACUUGUAAAUCACCUUAGGAUCGCAAAUGAAUAUUGGAGAGGUGGAGAACUCUUAAAGUGUAAAAUUCCUCGAAGAGAAAAUCGUGUCGUUUUAAGGAAAAUGUUUUACGUAGAGAGUGACACGAUCUUACGCGGUUGGAUCUUGUCCACGUGAUUUGUUAACUUGUUGCGUAAGUCUUGAGCGACGGACAUGCUUUUCAUGAGAUGAGCGACAGCAAGAGUGUCCUGACGAGAAAUUCGUCCUAGAUCGUUUUUCCCUUUUUUUAAAGUUCGGACAUGGUCAGUUGCUAGCUCUCAUCAUAAGCAGCUCAAAGUAACCUGUUUUGCUAUUUCAUUUUCAGGUCCAGGUCCCCCUUCUCGUGUCCGUUUUACAUCCGUCAGUCGAGAGACCGUGACGAUAGCGUGGGACCCACCAGUGUACCCGCGCGGCGUCAUCCAAGGAUACAAGGCAGCAUGUCGUCUAAAUACGUCAUCUGCGUCUGACCCCUAUGUGUGGCAAAGCACCAUGGGAAGAAACGAUCUCAGGAGGACUGCUGGCCCUUUGAAUCCUCAGUCGUUUUAUCGCUUUUACCUUUGGGCUUUGACUAACACGAGUCAAAGCGAAAAUCCAGCGGAGGCAGUUGUUUAUACUGGAGGUUCAACAGGUUUGUAUAUUCUAGUGAUUCACCUACUAGUGUGGGAACGUUACCCUAUGUCUAGUGCGCUGGAGUCCAGGUCAAAAGAUCCGCGUUUAAGACCUGGGCCGGGUCAGUGAUUUGUGUUUUUGGGCAACACACUUCACUCUCACAGUGACUCUCCAUCCAGAAGGUAACCUUGCUAUGGACUAGCAUCCUUCUCAGGGGGAGUACAGACGUUACCUUUACCUUCUAUAAGUGGCUCAUACCGCCAGAGGUGAUACUUUAUUUCAAAGAUUAAGUUCGUUGCCAUUUCCCCCCUAGUUAGGACAAUGAUGCUGGUCGGCUAGCAUUUUGCUAGGUUCCCCUGACAGUUUGCCUCCACUUAAUUACAAUCCUCGGUAGAGCGAGGUAAAUUGAGAAUAAAGUGUUUCGCCCAAUAACACAACACAAUGACUCACCAGGACUCGAACCCAGACCUCUCGACCUAGAGUUCAGGUCAUGCAGGUCGCUGCGUCGCGUAUACAUCAAUCACCAACACCUCUUAUGGGACACAGACUCUCCUUUGCUCAUUUAAGAGAUUGUGCCCUUUCUUCAGGCAUCGAUCCGUGAACAGAAAGUUCCGAGUUGGCAAGGUUACGCCAUGUCUAUUUGGCCCAAGGGUGUCCUCUUUUAUCGGUGAAAACAAACAAACUAACAAACAGAACAAAAAAAAUAAGUUUUUGGCCUCCACCGGAACCUCUUUCUCAUGCUUCGAAAUAUAACGUUUUCCUUACUUAACAGAACCUCCUGAUGCACCAUACAUUUUGCCGGUCUAUUUCUCGGACAUCGGCGAACGAUGGAUAAUCGUAAAGUGGCAAGCCACAUCAGAUGCAAAGAGCCCCUUGAGGUACUUCACCCUGCAGCUGAACAAGAAUGACGAGGGCUGGCAGGUGUACUCGGCAAACGUUCUCCACGAUCUCCGGAGCCUUAAAGUGGAGGGACUUUUUCCUGGGGAGUCAUACACGUUCAGAAUUAUGGCCACAAACGACAAGGGAAACAGUCCGUACAGUGCGGCGUCCUCUUCUGUUACAACUCGUCUUGCGUGUAAGUGUAACGUGUUAUGCUAGAAAUGUAAAUAGUACUUGUGCCAAAAGGUUUUGCUUGGCAAGUCUUCUUCUCUGUAAACUGACGUGCCAGCUUUUGGACAACGAGGGUUGUCAGGGAAAAUUUGUUGGCGGCGGAAUUUACUUGGGGACAGGACAUUCCUCAUCAAAGACACUUUUUCGUUUGUUUGUGUAUUUCUGUUAUUAUUAUUUUUUUACGUAACUUCCUACCUGGGAGACUGUAAAAGGUGCUAGGGAAAAUUCUUCUCAAGGAAGUUUUUCAUUUAUGAGAGCCAUCGACAGGUUUGCCUUUGGUCAUGUAAAGAGCAAAUAGUCAUUCCUUGACAAGUGCGGAAAACGAGCUGGGAAUAAUGCUGCGUAGAACUGAUACAACUUUGAAGUUCGUAAGAAUCUUUCAGCUUGACUGUCAUUUAAUAUGCUGUUUGUUUUUAAAUCGUGUUGUAGUGCCGACUGGGGCUCCACGCAAUAUCACAGUGACGUCAUAUCCCACGUCACUUGACAUUAAAUGGGCGGUAAGUGGCCUCUUUUUGUGUCAUUUUUCAGUGCUUGGGCGUCAAAAUGCGAGACUUGAUUUUUCAUCUCGACUGAAGCCGGUUUAGAUUAAUUACUUAUGCGGUAUGCUUUCCUUUAAUUGAAUAAAACCUCCAAUAUUAAAACAGAAAGUGAAGCAGGUUGUCUGUUACAAGUUUAAGAAGAGAUUGUGGUGUUUAAAAGACUUUUUUGCCUAAGCCUAAAAUUGUCAACUUGAACUUCUAAAGAGAAGGUGGAAGGGUGGAAUAUUGAACUUGACAUAGGAUCUUCUAGGAAGGUGGGCUUAUUUUUCUUUCAUUUAAGAUUUACACCAUCUGUAAAACUUGGGGUCCCUUUUGUGCUCGUCAUUUUCGCAUUUUUAUGUCACGAAACAAUUUCUUACUUCUUGACUUUUAUCCAAAUUCAAAGGCUCCACUUCCACAAGAGCUGGGUGGAACUCUACAGGGGUUCAUUUUAAAACACAGAGAAAAGAGUGCCGCUGGCAGUGUGUUUAGCGAGGUUUCCUUGGACGCCAACUCUCGUAACCAUAAAUUAGAACGCUUGAAAGUUUUCACGGUCUACGAGAUCAAAGUGGCGGCUGUGAACGAGAAGGGACCUGGGCCCUAUUCCCCUCUUUACAGAGUGACAACCGGAGAGAAACGUAAGUGUGAUGUUAGAUGUAAACAUUUUUAGAUUUAUUUUGUUUAACAGAAUCAUACUUUGCAAGGGCCGAUUUCUCUUUAUUUUCUUCAUUGUCGAGUGAGACUAAUGCAGACUUCUAGUCGAACCUGUAGGGUAGGGCUGGGGUCGCUAAGAAACAUGAUAUUUAUUCUGCUAGCGUUUGACGCUUGAAGAAUUCCAGGACAAUCGUGCUCUGUAUGAUUUGAUAGCAGAUAGAAUAUGUGCCACGAUCGUUUCAACAAGGGAUAACAAUGGGAAUUGAACCAUGAGUUAUCUCAAAUGGAUUGCCAAGACGUCUUUACCUAAGUAAGAGAGAUUAUUCCAUGAAAAGUGCGCACGAACGAUUUCUAUUCACGAAUCGCAAUGCAUCAAAAAACGAACGAGUGAGCGCAGCGGACGAGUGAGUUUGUUGAUGCUGCGCAACGUACCAUCCUCGGUGUCGCUGAUUGGCCGAACUAUGUGUAAAUCACAAUAAGUAUGAAAUAAAGUUAUUUUUGUGUCGCUCUUCUGUCUUGAUGUGUAGCUCCUUCGGAAGCUCCUAAGGAUUUAACAAAGGGUACAGUGACAAGAACAUCCAUUGGAGUCAGGUGGAUCGCACCCUCUUCAGCUUCCUUCAAUGGACAUCUUAUGGGAUACAAGGUCAGUAACGCGUGUUGCGUGACUUACGAAACUUACUGCAGUGUUCUUUUGUCAAUUGUCUCAGUAAUGCAAAUAUUUUUAAUCUCCAUAUUUCUUUCUGAUUGUAGGUUUAUGCGCAAGACCUCUCUCUGACUCAAGGACGCCGCAGGAGGAGACGAUCUUUGGAGGCUGGAGUAUGUCCGCGAGAACCUGGACCCAAGCUGCUGUUCGUCCCUCCUCACCUGAACAACGUCAACAUCACUAACCUUCGGAAAUAUGUUAAAUAUAGAAUCUGGGUGCGAGCGUAUAAUUCCAAAGGAGAGAGUCCGCCAAGUACGUCGCUGGAGGUCACAACACAUGAGGACAGUAAGUGUUAACUUUGCACGAUAUAUUGAGGAGAAUAUUGUUUGUCUUUGAUUGAUGUUUGUUCCGAACCUUUUCACUCGCCUUCCCUCCCCCACUCUUCCACCUCUCUCUGAAAUAGCAAGCAAAAUUCUGUCCUCGAACUAUUAUUGCCAGAACUGAAUUUUGGAGAUAAUGUGUACUCUCUAUGUAACCCAUCACAAAUGGAUCUUUAUUCUUUGCAUUACUUCUAAUCUUAUUUUACCUCCGCCCAACUAGGACCCGAGCCCCCAGCCGUUUUCCGUGCCGACGCGGUCUAUAAUGCCCGCGUAGACCUGUACUGGAAACCACCUUGUGAACCGAAUGGAGAAAUUCUUGAGUACGAGAUCAGCUAUGGCAGGACAGCGGAGUUAACCCCCAACAGCGACCGGGAGAAGAUAGUUGUUGACGGAAAAAGAGAAACGAUGAAAGUAACCGGACUGGCGAUGUUGACGAGUUACUCAUUUCAGCUCCGUGCGAGAAAUUCCAUGGGUUACGGACCGCCAAAUGAGUUUCUUGCAAAAACAAAGGGGCCUGCUGGUGAGUGUUCAUUCGCCCUGCCGGAAUGACACGAAUAAAAUUUUUACUCCCUCAGACCAUGAUUUAUUAACUCCUGAGAGUUAUUGGCUUCUAGUUUCUCCUUACAGUCUCACCCUUGAAUCAAAUGUAAAGAUCAUGUGAAUGAAGGAAAUGAUCACCAAUUUAAGAAGCUCCUGAUUGUUAAAUAAAUUCUCCUUGUCAUUACCAUAGAAAAUGUAGAGAGAACACUGUGAGGAAUGUUAAUAUUAACAUUAGGGUGUAAAUAGUUAAGUGCCAUGCUACUGACACUCGACGUAUUUCUUUAAUAAUAUCAUAUGUGUGUAAAGUUCAACAGCAUUCUAAUCAUGUUCAACGAAAAGACUCAUGAAGGCAUUCCUAUAAUUCCGUAUGUGCAAAUAAGUCAAUACAGGAACAAAAGAUUGAGCUUUGUCAUAUAACUUCUCUUUGUUACAGAACCUCCGGGGCAACCUGGGAAACCUGUGGUACAUCCGGGCUCUAUUACUGCUGUUAUAAUGUGGGUGAAUGGGGACAGUGGUAAUGUUCCUUUCGAGAAGUUUGAGAUCCAGUCACAGACGGAUGGUAAGUACUAAUUUUGUUGUCGAUAGAUGUGAAAACACCAGUUUUCAGGGAGGGGCUGGGAAAAGUGGAAAAGGUUCCUAUCGGAGAUUUACAUCACCUCACCAGACCAUUUGUACUGCAUCAUACUUUUGCUUAAUUGCAGCGCAAGUCCGCGAAGUUUUGUCAAUCUUGUGUGUGUUUUUUUGUUUCUCAUUAAUACGCUCUGAAAUUGAUAAGCCAUUAGGCUUCGAUAGAGACUUCGAUAUAUGAAAUAGACUCAAAUGAGGUGGACUAAACCUCCAGGAAAGUUUCGCACAGUGUUCUUAAACUCUUAAUCAGGGUAAAGUUAAAGCAUAGUUUUUUAUUUGUUUCCAGGAUCAGAAUCUUUUGCUACCAAUUGGGAAGCGAAUCCUGACGAUACAAGAAAGAACCGAUCGUACGUGUCCUACACAGUUGGAAAUCUGGAGCCAAACACUGGAUACAGGUUUAGAAUAAUCGCAUGGAACGAGAAGGGCAAAUCAAAGCCAUCUGAACCUUCAGACAGAGUUAUUACUGGUCAGUUAGUUACCUUUCAGAAUAAUGUUCUUCGACUUUAUCACGAAAAGUGUGAAUUUCUCUCAGACUCAAUUUCGUGUGAACGUUAAAUGAUGAUAUACGUAGCGAAGUAAGAGCGAAUAGAAAAGCCGUACGCGGCCUCAAAACGUGUCAGUGAGUAUUAAAUUGCCUUUCUAUACUCGCCAGGCGCUGUGAGAUUGUCUAUGGAUUUCAGUACCUUUUGACCAUACAUGAAAAGCUCUUGUGAAGCUGUUUGUGAAAAAAAAACCAAUUAAGGGGUUUGAGGUGGGGAUGGAGACCUUGUAAACAUACUCAAAAUUCCCGGUUCGGUUCACCGUUUUAAAUCAGAUUUAGAGCUGGUCUGUUAUACCGCCGUGUGAGAUUAUGGUAUCCGUUUUACAAAUAAUUCUUGUGCCUUGCAGGUUCGGCUGACAGCGACCUUCAGAGCGGAAUCAUUUACAAACAGUGGUGGUUUAUUCUGUUAAUGGUGCUGUUUUUUAUUAUUCUCGUUUUGUUGAUCGCUGGUUUCGCAUACCUCUGCUAUCGUCGCAGAAAGGGUAAGAAAAAGAAGAGAGCCAAACCUCGGUCUUGUCGAUAAGCAUUUUUAUUAGCGCAGUUUUCUUUUGAGUGUUGGAGGUAAUCUUAGUUUUGCGGUGGUUUUGCUUUAUUUCGCACUGUGAUUGGUUAAAGAUUCGCGCCGCCUAAUGAACUGAUCAUAUGCAAACCAAACUCCAGUCGUGGUAUGGUCACUCGCCUUUUCCCGCGCUCUAAGCAGUUUUCUCAUUGGCUACUGAUGAUAUGUACCCAUGCUCUGAUUGGCUGUUAUGUUGUGAUUAGCAAUUUUUGUGAAAAAAAAAUCCUUAUGUCGCAAAAUACGAUAGUUAUUGCAGGCAUGAUUGAUUACUUUUGACUAAUUUCAAUGGUAAUUAUCUAGGAAUGAGAUCAGUUUAUUUCACAACCAGAAUGUGGGCUAUCCGCUAUCAAUGUGAACAGAAAUGGUAGUUUGGGUUGGUUUUGGCAAGGGAGCAGGGGGGGCUUUCCACGUACUUACAGCAUCAACUUUGAAGAGAGCAUUUUUGCAGCCAGUUUAUCGAAUCAGAGGUUGCAAACAGCACUCUGGUUUCAGAAACAUUUUUAGGGUCACGUUACUUACCGUGGGUUUUGUAUUUGUUUUGUGUAUUACUCUUAAUGGAAUUUGUGACUGGUCAAGGAUAAUAACGUCUCCAUUCCUCUUUUUUUAGAAGACGCAGAUCAAGGUUCGUCUGCUGGGGCCUCUACAACACAGAGCACACUUGAAGUGAUGAGGAACACCUCGCGAAACGGAACCAUUAGAAGUGGAACUCUUCCAAGCGUUCAAAUGUAUGUGUUAUUGUAAAUAUCUGUUGUGUUCCAGUCUCCUAAGCUGCAGCGCGACUGAAGAAAAGCGAGAACAAAGAGGAGAGAUUGAAGAGAAUUUGCAUUCUUCCCAAGCUCUAAAUUUUCUGCAGUUGUCUGUACGCUACUCCGGGUAACAUCACGGUUCUGUUUACCGACUGGGCUCGCCUGGAACGGGCUAUUUUUACUUUUGUAUCACUCAUAAUCCCUAUUACAUGUUUGUACUGCUUUUACAAGUUUUUAAUGUCUGACGUUUCUCUGAUUUUUAUCCUCUCCCCAGUACUUAUCGGGACGCUAAUCGUGAGCCGGAGGAAGAUGCGAGUAGCUUGGGCUCUAAAGAAGAGCCGUCGGACAGUGACAGCGGAGUGUCCGAGAUGACGUACAAAAGAAAACAGGCAGAUAUUAAUUUCAUAGGCCACUACUCCAACAAUCCUAACCACCAGCAAUGGAAAAACUCACUUGGCCGAACAAGGCCGGCAAAUGGCCGAAACUUAAUCGAGCACACAACGGAAGAAUCCGACACACCCGAGGAAGUUCCGAUCUCUAGAGCUCUCAAGUCCUUCUCUGCAAUGUCUCUACCGAGGGACAAACGAGAUGGGCCUCCAGCAUACGAUAAUCGCAGAUUCAUGGCCAAAUCUGCUGACCAGUUAGACCGAAUUGAAAGGUCUCAACUACCUCCCGAGGCUGUGACGUCAUUCAUGUCACCGGACUACGAGCAGAAACAAAAGAGACCAGCUUAUCGGGAUCGUAAAGAGCCCUAUUCGCGUUCGCGGGCCACGCGACCUGCGGGCUCAUUGAGAAGAUCACGCGAUCAGAUGGACUACAACGAUGAUAGCAGUACACCACCUCGGUCACCUACACGUCCAAAUACUGGAAUGGGUUACCUGCCGAAGACGGAAAUUCAGAACCGAAACAGAGGAGAACCAAGGUCGAAUAGUUUCCGAAGAGCGCUCGACUUUGACCCAAAUCCUCGGGAUUCCGACGGUAGCUCGAAAUAUUCUGAUCGGGCGUCGUCCAGUAGCAAUGACCACCGAGAUACAAGGACAAAUGCGAAUUCGAUGGGUCGGCCCAGAAUUCAAUAUGACGAAGAACCUGGUCGUAGAAGGCGGCAACCACAACAGUUGCCCAGCCUUCAAAUGAAAUCUGCUAAUAAACCGCCGCGGUAUCACACCCCGCCUUCUCCGUUAUCUCCAGUAUCUCCAGCACCCUCCUACCACAUUGUAGACCCAGUGUUCGGAGGCAGAAUAUCUCCAGUACCGUCUUACCACGGUUCUAGUCGAGACGGUAACAGCGAUCACUCGGACGGCGGAAGGAUUCCUCCCCCUGUUUUAUACAUGGACAGAACUGGUCACAACAACGAGAAUUUUGACCCAAGUGAACCCCACAUUUCAACAUACUCCUCGUUCGUCUAGCUUCUUGUCACAUCUACCAUUAAUUUAUAGUCAGGUCCUCUAGUGAGUGACGGGCACACGUUCUUGAAGGUCUUAACCAAAUCUCUUUAUCAUUAAAUGUCUUCCAAGAUCUUCAACCAUACCAUUGCUUGAGAGGUAAUGUAUAUUCUCUCUAAGGGAGAUUAAACCUCGCGCAUCCCGAAACAGACGUUUGUUAAAUAGUAUACAGUUAUACCUACAGGCAAAAGCUGUCAUAAGAAGACAGUUUUAAGUUUAUUUGGCCUUUUUUGGCCCUAUUUUUGUACGGUAACAGUUUUAUAUCCCUAUUGUAAAUUCAUUUUUGUGCGUGUAAAAAGCAGAUGUGUAAAUCGUUUAUCUCUUAACAGUAUUUUUAUAUAACAUAUGUGGUAAUUACAAUGUUGUAAAUGAGGUAUUUUUUUACAUAUCCAUAUAUCAACAACUCAUUUUUAUGUAAAUAUCUCAGUGGAGUGAGCUGAACGACUCGACUGUUCAUCCUCAACUACAUGUUGUAAAUAAUUACUGUUCUAGGUUAGAUAGACCAGAGCAGUGAUGACUUUGUACAAUAGUGAAACAAAGAUUCUUUAGCAAAAUUUACCUUUCGAGUUAAGGAAAAUUAAAUCAACAUUUGCUUGAGCGGAAGGUUAAGACUAAAGCGAACAGAGGAAUUUAGUCAUUGAUUUGUUUACAUGGAUUCAUUGUAAAAGUGUCAUAGCGCUUUAGUGAGUCUUAGAUUAGAGAAAAAUUAUAAACAUCAUUCUUCAACCUACUUUUUAUUUUUACAGUUUAUGUCAUUUUAACCACACUUAAAUGCUGUAGUAUAUUUAGGAUCAAUCAAAAGUUACAAAAUUAUGUGUAUUGGAUGUUAUUUGGGUGGCAAGUCAGUAAACAAGAAAAUCAGGAAAAAAUAGCUGAUCAAAUUUGUUUUGGCUGUAGCAUUUUCUUCGAGAGAAAGUACAUUUUCAAUUUAGCCUUCAAGGCUUUUACCAUGCUGGUCAAGAAUGAAGAUGGAAAGGUAAACAUUUUUAGCUCUCCUCUAGUUCUGUAGUUUGAUCUCUGAUGAUCACGGGAUCGUAAAUAGAUAUGCUGUUGAUUUAGUCUUGAUGCGAUGCGUUGAAUGAUUUUUUCUAAUACUUAGGUGAUAUUUAUAGAAUAGCUUUCAGAAUCACGAUUGUUGCAAUUGUAGAAAAGAUUACAUUAGACGCUGUAAACGAAUUGCGAGCAGGUAGUACCAUUGAAUAUAGAAUGAAAACGUUUUGAAAAUCGUCUGUCUUUGUUCAUUAUCUCUAAUGUUGUUUAAUGUUACCCAUACAUUGUGGAAUUUCUCGAAUCCUCUACAUAGUCCCUGAGGCUACCCUUAGAGUUCUCUUUAAUUGAGCUUCUAAUAAAAUUAAUCUGGGGGUGCUCUGGUUUUGCUUUAUUUCGCUUUGUGAGUGGUCCAGAAAACGCGCGCCCCUUACUCUAAUCCAUUUGGAUUCUAGUCUAAAACCAGUCGCUACUGGGCCACUCGCGUUUUCCUGCGCUUUAAGUCGAAUGUCCUUUCUCCCUUCACAGCGAACUCGCCAAUCAGGACGUUAACGAAUCCGCUGACCCAAGACAUUAACGGACUGACCCGAGACAUAAACGGACUGACCCGAGACCGACCCGAGAACAUACCUUGCCGAACCGAAACCAUAGCUCGCCGACCUGAGACAUUAGACACCUUUUGCAGACCACGACAGCAACGGCAACGAGGAAGUGGCAAAACAAAAGAGCUAACGGGCAGAACAAAAGCUCAGCACGUGCGUUUCGAAACUGUGUACAUUUCUUAGGGCUUGUUUACAAGGUAGGGGACCCCAGAUAGGUGACGUAACCCGCCUAGCCGUGGUCAAUAAUAAAACGCGUUUACAUACAAUCUUACCACCUCGGGGUGCUGGGGUGAGGUUUCUUGAGGUUGUUGUUGCGCUUGCAAUUAGGGAGUUUGAGCAUGCUCGUCCCAACCCCACGUCUCGAGAAAGACGAAAGAUUAAUUCUCGGACACGUAUGUAUUUGUACGUGUUGUGUUACGCGGUGUUAGGUUACGCGGUGUUAGGUUACGCGAAGAACCAUGCAUUGACUUAAUACGUUACGUAUAAUGAUAGUUUAAAAUAUGGUCUAUUUACAACGCCAUAUAUUCCGAAAUGGGAACACUUUAUACUCCUUGUAUGUCCGUUGCAGUUUCUGGGGAUUUCUGCCAUGACAUGGCUAGGAAAUGUACAAAGUUCUAAAACGUACGUGUUUCGCUUUUGAGCUUUUUGCCAUGAACGGGGUCCCGGCUAGGCGGGUUACUCCACCUUGAGACGUUUACAUGACAAAUUGUCACCCCGGUUGACAGGGUUACCCUACCUGGCAGACCGGGCAACCCGCCCAGGCGGGUCACCCCAGCCACCUAUCAUGUAAACGUGAUCAAGAUAAAUUAAGAAAUUAUAUGGACAGGCGGGUUACCCCACUUAGGCGGGCUACCUCACCUACCUGGGGUACCCAUGGGGUCCCCAACCUCCAUGUAAACAGGCCCUUGGCUGUCCUCUGUAAAAGAAUAGAGUGAAAUCACCAAAAUUUGUGUGGCCUGGUGAAAGGAAACCACGACGGCAAAUUAGUUAAGUUCCAUUUGGAACUCAACGUCGCUCUCCCAAGUUAUGCUGAGGUUAACUUGCGUCGCUGUAAGAGAUGGUAAACACAUCAAGUCAUUCGCGAAAUUCCAACAAAAAUUAUAAAUUCAUUUUCAAAUCAGCGUCUUCCUUGGCGUUGCCGUCCUGACUUCUCAAGGUCCCUAUAAACUCGCUGACCCUAUACCUGAACUCGUCGACCCAAGACUAAUCUACUUGAGACGUUAGCCGAUUGACCAAACGGCCUGAGUCGUUAUUAGCCAACGAAUUUCUGUGGGACGAUGGUGAAACUUGCCUAAAGGUAAGCCGGCCGAGAGGUAAGCCUUGCGCUGAACAGUUUCUUAAAUUUUUUGUAUUUGUAUUUAAGUUGGGGAAUCUUUUGUCAGUGAGUGAUUUUAAACAUAUACUAUUGGACAGGGCUAACUCACUUAUUUAGAAAUACGAGUUGCAAUAAAGACUCUAGUAGGCCCACGCCUUCACGGGAAGAUCACGAGUUUGGACCUGGAGAUCAGAAGGUCGAAGAGAGAGACAAGGUACGAAAUAGAGUAAUGGCGAACUGUAGUGUUGAUGAUACUUUCCAAUUACCAUGGAUUGCAAAAUUUUUCCAUUCCUUUGCGCACGUUAAUUUUUAUUUUCAUAAUGUUUCAUCUGUUUUUGCUCCUACUCUUCAAGAUUACCAACAGGUAGGAAAAUAUUAGAUUUAUUUUGAUGCGUUUCUCAGGCACAACGUAGCGACUUUCUUGGACAAACGUAGGCUCAAUUACAGUAGUGCAUUAAAAGUCGUUGUUCGGUUCCAUUUAUGAAGAUCUUGAUUUUAUUUCAAGUGGAAAUAAAAUCUGAGUGUGGGUUGUAUUGUAGAGAUUCGAUCAAAUACAGAGAUUCUUCUUACCUGAUUUGAUGUAUGUCAUCUGUACCAGAUUAUCGCUACAGGUCGGCCUCUACUUAUAAAUAGGCAUAAAACGUAACAGACGUAACCUGUUGAUUCUUGACGCCACGUUCAAUUAGCUUAGACAUACUGUUCAAGUCGAUCAAAGGGGUGACUGAGUGGCGUUUGAAAAGUUGGUUAAUUGUUUUUUUUUUCCGAAGGUAGAGACAUGUCUGUAUGGCUAAUUGAUGGUGGCACCUCUUUUAAACUGUGUAGUGACACAAAACAGAAAAGAGGCUGCCUGUGUGCAAGAGAAUAGUUACAACUUGACAAAUAUUGUGCUAUCAAAAGAUAAAUUGUUCUUUGCCAUUGAGGUUACCCUAAAACUAAACCCAAAGCUAAUUGCAGUACUGUAAUAACCAUUAAAUAUUUGUAGGUCUUACUUGUAAAGUUUCUAUUUCCUUUGCAGGCAUUAUUCCUUUAUGCCUUGGGUCUAUGCCUUUUUGGUGGUCUUGUAUUUCUUAUCUUCUGUGGACAUUUCUUGGCAAGUUGGUGUUCCUGUGAUAAGCACCAAAGACCUCAAGCAAAAUGUGUGAUAGCUUUGCGAUGCAUUGUUCUGAUUACAUCUGUUUUGUGCAGGUUGGUAAUUUUUUUUAGUAUUAGUUAAGAGUGUAUGAAAUAAAAAAUGUCAUGUGCUGUUGGUGUACCUGUAAAUAAUAUUGGUUUAUGAUUUUUCAAAUUAAUUAGGGAAGAAAUACUGGUACAUGUAAUAUUCAAUACUCUGUUGGAGCAAUUAAUUACUAAAAUGUCUAGUUUAAAAAUAUUAUUUCAGAGUCAAUCAUAUCAAUGGAUUAGUUAAAAAGUACUGGAAAAUUUAAGAAUCAGUUUAAAUGGUGUACUGUUAUUCUUUUUGUUACCUCAAUUUAUCAUUUAUUUCAGUGGUGCAGGAAUUGCAGGAUUUAUCUUUAAUAAAACAAUAGAUGAAGGAGUAACAGGAGUGCUUGCAGCAGCAGAAAAUGUGAAUGAAAGUCUUUUAGAAAUAGAAACAAAGGUACUAAUUACUCAAAGUUACUUGACAUGUGUUAGUUUAAUAAAGUCUCUUUAUUUUCUUGCAUGAAAUUUAGACCUUGCAGUUGAAGUAAUCAAUAUUAUUCCUUUGAAAUUACACCAUCACAUCUGUAAUUAGAAAUAACAUUUACAUAGAUGUAUCUAGUCUCAAUGGAAAAAUUGUUUACUUUGGCUUUUACACCAGAGAUGUCUGAUCAACAUCUUAACGCCUUGUUAUAAGUUUCACUAGAACUGCAGAUAUAAAUCAAGUAAAGAAAUGAUCCUGGCAAAUGGACUGCAAUUUUAGCCAUUGCAGAAAAGAGGUUUCUGAGAGGAAUUGUAGUUAAGUGUUCAACUAGUAUUAGGGAGGCACAGGUUCAUAGCCUGAAUUUUUCCAGGGUUAACCCUUAAACACCUGUGGGUGACUAGCAUCUAAUUUCUCCUUACAAUGUGGCCCCUGGAUCGCACAUAAAGGUCACAAAAAGAAAGGCAAUGAUCACCAACUGAAGAAGCUCCUGAUUGUCCUAAAAAUUCUCCUUUUCAGCACCCUAAAAAAUGUAUUAGACAAUAGGAAGGAAAACUUGCAUACUGAUGUCAGGGUGUCAAGAGUUAAUGUGGUUUUUUUUUUAACAAACUAUAAUCUUAUGGGACUAUGUUAUAUUCCAGGUUGAUUUUGUAAAAGAUAAGCUGAUAGACAUGGACAGCAUCCUCCUUGAUGCUAAAUCAGACUGUGCGGGAUUUUCUAUUGGUGAAGAGUUGAUAGAUAAAGUUAGAAUCUACUUGGAAGGCAUUGUGACCAGUUUAGUGAGAAUAAAGAGAGUUAAUCUUCCUCCCAUAAAUGGAUAUAUCCAUGACAUUGAGUAUUACAGGUGAGAUAACUAUCAUUUUUAAUCUCACUCUCUUACCCGAGGUCAACCAAAUUGUCGUGGCAAGGUAGUGAAACAGUCUACAACAUACAGGGUUUUUUGUUUAUUGUUGUUGUUGUUUUUUGUACUUUUGAAGAUUUUGUAAAUGUUUCAUAAAGGGUUUCUACAAGAAACCAUGAUCAAGAUGAUAAAAUAAGCUAUUUUUUUAUGAAUUUCAGACGGUGGACUACUUUUGGUACAAUGUGUUUGACCACUCUUGCUUGUUUGCUCGUGAUUUAUGCAAUUUUAAGAAGGAGCAGAUGUGGAUUUGUACUGUAAGUACUGAACCCUGUAGAUCCCCCUUCCCCCCCCAGGAUCCACCAACCCCUGUUAAACGCACAUUUGCCUCUCAGCAUUGUACACAGUGUGCUGACUAUGGCAACGUCUCCACCUCAGUUGUAAUCUAUAUAAUUAUCUAGGUCAUAUUUUGCAUGUGUCACACUUCAAACCUUGCUAAGGGCAGAUGUUUUCCUUUCAUUACUCUUAAAUUGACUUGUAUCUUUGCAGAGCCAUAUUAGUUGGAAUCAUCUGCCUCCUAAUAAUUUGGUGUGGUGCAGGAGUUGAUUUGGCUUUGGCAGUUGUAAGUCACUUACAGAACUCAAUCACUUUUACAACAACCACACAGUUGACACUGUUUUGAUCUUGAAAUUGUUGUUUACUGCUUUAGUCUCUUGACUGCAAGGUCUUACACAAGCUUAGUAGUUAUGAUGAUUACUCACAGAACAAUGCUAAUGGCACUCAUAUUUGACUUAACAUGACAAACUGAAGUCACAUGCCCUUCAUUUGUUCAUAACAGUGUAUUUUACAUAACCAUACACAAAUAAAUAACUUUAAUCAUAACCAUUACAAUUUCCUCGAUUGUUAUUGGUGCAUUAGCUGCUUUAUUUUUCAUAAAUCAUUCUGUACAGCUGUAAUCGGACACCUGUAAUUACACAGCUGAAGAAUCUAAUCAUACUAAGUCCACUUAACCAACUCCACCAAUCACAGAAUUAAGCACAAUAACCAUAGCAACAACCACUUAUCCUAGUAAAACUGAAGAAUUUCCAAAAUGGAGAAAUUUUGUUACUUUAGGCAUUGUCGCUACCAGAGAUGUUUUUCCUAAAUGCAUUUGUUAUUUUCAGAAAUUGUACUGGUUAUGAUUAAUUGGUAACAGGACUUUUUGUCUUCCAAUUGUGUCUGUAAUCAUAUUCAUAAUUGACAAAUUGGACCCCCGCUUUGUGGUCAUCCAAUUUUGUUAAUCACAUGAAUGUAUCAUUUCAGACCGAAUUGGACUCCACUCAGUCCUAUUACCAUUAUUAAUUACCAGGUCAUGGUCAGAGGCGUACUCAGCAAGAUACUUUAGUUUGCAAUUUUCUGACGAGCCGUUUUUGUACAGGGUAUGUCUGAUCUGUGUGUGAAUCCUAAAGGAACAGUUAAUUACUACGUCAAUAGUCAACCUGUGUUGAAAAAUACUGGUAAGAUAUUUAGUACUUUCUUUUUUUUCUAAUUGCUUUGAGUUUAAGUUUGUUCUUGGUCAAUUGACCCUUUCCACCCUGACGUGAUAUGAUUCAGGGAUGAUACUGUAAGGAGAAAUUAGACUCCGAUCACACCUAAGAGUUAAAGGGUUCACACUGGGCAAAUGGUAAGACAGUUAUUUUGAAGAGAGGUUGUACUUCUAUUGUAAGAGAAUCUGACUAUAGUGUGAAAAAGGAGUGUACUUGGAAUGAUCUGACCACAGAACAAAAUAAACUACUGUAAACCCAUCCUCAGUCGAAUCUUUUAUUCUUUGCAUUAGGUUCUCUAUGAUGUGAAAUUUUUUUUGCAUCGAGUUGUCUUAUUUCUUUACACAGGUGUUGUGAAAUACUAUAUGGACUGUCCACUGGAUGAACAUAAUCCAAAUCAAAAGGUCAGAGAACUUUUAAAGCUACUGACUUUUUAAAAGUACAUGAUGUUCAAUGCUCUGUUUCAAUAUCAAUUGGAGGGCUCAGAGCAAGAACGAUUCCUUAAUUUUUCGGCCAUUUUUGAAAGUGUCCACAUGCCAAAAUUCAACUUCUUCUGAACACUUUCAAAAAUGGCCGAAAAAUCAAGAGAUCGUUCUUGCUCUGAGCCCUCCAAUUGUUGAACUCUAAGGUGCAUUGUUAAAGCCUGACAAAAUCGUUGCUGGAAGUAGAAUUAUUGUUGAGGUUAAUAGUUAAGGUUUUACUUGAAUGAAUAAAAUUUUUCUUUUUCUUUGUACUUAGUAUGCAGAUAAGGCCAUGGAACAUUUGGAGGAAGCUUUAAGAACAUUUCUUAUUCUUAUGGAGCGAGCACAUGUAUGUAUGAGAUACAUUUGAUAUCUUCCAAUACUGAACAAAAUUUUGUAGAUGGGAGGCUAAGGGCUCUAACCUGCGUAGGCCACUAACAUCUCCCAUGGGGGUAAUGGGUGGUAUGUGUGGUGCUUGUGUUCCACAAAGCAUAUUACCUCCUUUAUCCAACAUUUUAACCCAGCGAUCUGUCCAAAAAGUGUAGUACACAAGAUCUUACUUCAUUUAGCAAACUGUAGAGCCCUGACAUGAUACUGGUCUUCAAAUGCCACCCCGAUACCCCCCCCCCACUGACAAAAGUUAGAACUGGGAUGUCUUACCAUCCAAUGUAAUGAAAUUGAAGCUUAACAUAUAAAUAUAAACUUAUUAUUAAGUCAAAAUCUCAAAACCUCAAUUGUUAUGUGGAAAAUCUUUAUGUUCAGGAAUUGAAGGAUCAUUUGCCUCCUGAGUGUGAAGAUAAUCUUUCGAAAGGUGACUGGGACUUGCACCAGUCACAAGAAAGUGUGUCCAUCAUAGCCAAGAAUCUUGACUGUGGAUAUGCACAUGAGGUAUGAAACUGCUCAAAUGCAUGUCGAGAAACCAAAAUCUGAGUGAUCAAAAUGGCAAAUCAUAACAAAAGAAAAUAUCACUUGAAGAUGAUGCAAACUCAAGAUAAAAAUGAGGAAACUGACUAAAGUGGUGGAAAACUUGUGACCAAGUUGCUAUUAAUGUUUGUUUGCAUCUGUCUGGUUGGGAGGGUCACACAAUUUUUAGACCAAGUACAAAGUAAAGCGAAGGGAAAGAAAUGGAAUUCCAGAUUGAUCCUGAUUUACUCAGAAUUUCUCAUUUGAUGAUGAGAUCUUGUUUUAUAAAUGUUUUGUCACCCCUAUUCUUCUACAUCACUGGGGAGAAAAUUGGUCAAGAUGUGUUUAGAAACUUUGUUUUUUGGUUAAAAGAUAAAAAUAAAAGGGGAGUUAAAUGGUCUUUAUCAACUUGCCAUUGGUGAGAGACUAGUUCAGCUGUUAAUGAGCUUUAACAAGCUGAAUUGUUCACUUUCUUGAUCAGAGGAUGAACAUUUGUUUGGAUAUUAAUAAUCCUAAAUCAAACAGCUCUGGAGUUGGAGCUAGAUUCAAUUGUUAUUGCUUUUCCUAAACAAAGUUUCCACCACGGCAAAGAGAUGGAUAAUAUAUACCCUCAUUUAGUUUUUCUUGGGAAAAAAAUGUAAAAAAACCAACCAUCGUGGAUUAACAAGGAAAUUUACUUCGUACAAACACAUUUAGAUAUUUUAUCUUCUGUUUGAGUGUUACAGUCUGCAAUAAGAGAGACAGUUAUGUAUUGCUCUGUAAUGUGUAAAAUAUAUUUUUUUUAAUUGUAGCAAUUCAAGUGUGCCCAGUACUCUGUGUGUUAUUACAUAGUGUAAGUAUAACAAAUCAAUUAGUGUAUGUCAAUGAGAUCUUAUUUGUCAACAGUGAGGUAUUUUCUUGAGCCAUUGGCUGACCCCUUCAGGGCUUAUCCCAGUUUUUAAGUCAUUCGUGAGUUGGAGUACUGCAACCACAUUCCCAUUGAAUGGGAUGCCAAGAUAUGACAGCUCACCACCAGACAUUUUAUCAGAGGUUGCUGGUGAAUCUACACUUUUUGAUCAAAAGGCCAGUGCACUAAUCAUAAUGCUGAGCACUGUGCCUUCCAAUCACAGUUGUAAUAAUCAACCCUUACUGUCUGGUUGUAAGGGAAACACUAUUGUAAGCUUUAGUCUCUGGACAUCCAAAACAAAUUGGAGAGAGACUCGGCUCAGGGGAUUAAAAAAGUGGACUUUUCUUAGGCAUUGGGUUGGUGUUGGAGAGAUAAACUUGUGAAUAAACGUAUAAAAGUAAACAAAAUGUACUGUUUAAUGAUAUUUAUGGUUCCAUUGCAGGGAGGGUGUUGCUGAACUGUUGCUUAUGACUCUUCUUAUUGGGUUUUUCCUCAUCAUUAACCUCACUCUGGUGCUGCCCAUAUUACUUAGGUAACUACUGCAUCUUCAGGUAAUUUAGUGUUAACAACUGGGUUGAAAACGUAAAUUAGCCACCGUAAAGAGUAAAAAAGCUGACGUUUCGAGCGUUAGCCCUUCGUCAGAGCGAUGGAGUACUGCAGCCAUAUUCCCAUCGCUCUGUCGAAGGGCUAAUGCUCGAAACGUCAGCUUUUUUACUCUUUGCGGUGGCUAAUUUACGUUUUCAACCCAGUUGUUAACACUAAAUUACCUGCUAUACUCUCCCACCGACGCAGCACCACAGUUUCUUUAGAAACUUACCCUUUUAUUCAUACUGCAUCUUCACAUGAGAAUACACCACAUUGGAUAUGUGUGGUCGUAGGUAGAGGUUGAAGACUGGGUCUAGAACACAAGAUCGAGGCUCUCUCUAGGCAGAGUCAUGUAGAGAAGUGAUUUGUGAAACAAGGAACUUAAAAACUGUUUUUGCUCUGUGUUCUAAAUUUUACCCAAAAUGCUUACCUGAGUAAGCUUCUAUUAAUUGUAAUUGACUAAGGAUUUUUCUUUUUUUAUGACCCAUGUUCAAACGUCAAACAUGGGCCAUUAAUUCUUGGGCUUUUACGCAAGAUAUUCCCUCUCUCUGGAAAUGGGACUUAACAGCUUUCAAGUUUUCCUCUUUGCACGAGAACGAAGAAAAUGAAGUGUGAAAACUGUUUUUUUUCCCGAAUUUUUCUUCGUGUUUAAGUUUGCGACCGAAAGAAUCUGCUAAAGACGUGGGAAGCUACCAUCCAAGUCUUAGGUUGAUAUAGAUUUGGCUUUCCUUCCAGUGAUACUUUUUGCUGGCCAAUGCGUACAUGUAUAUGUAUUUGUCCUUAUUUGUAUUAAUUGCUAUGACAACCCUAUACUCAUUGCUUCUUUCACCAGAACUCCGUCAUCCAAGGGUCGAAAGCACCGUAGCAUUUUACACGUGUGUGGGUGAGUGGUUUAAACAUUGAUUUAUGCAUUUUUUACAAAAAAAAAGGGCUUGGCCGCAUUUCAUCAUGGGUAAUAGAAAAUUUGCUUGAAAUGCGUCCGAAUCGACCGAAGUGACAUAAUUUCAAGAUAGGAACCAAUUUCCUUCACUUCCUGACUUAAUUCUAAUAAGAAUUGAUUCUUAAAUAAAUUUUUCAAUUUUACCCCAAUGUUACACUUUUGUACAUCAGAACUGUGCUACUGAUAUCAACUGUUUUGCUAUACUUUCACCAUGACUAAGGGUCAACGCUCGGAAAAUCAGAUAAAAAACUCUUCACGGGGGACAAUUUACAUUAUCGACUCAGUUAAUGAAACAAAGCUAUCUUGUUAUACUCCUCCACCGACGCAGCACCACAGUUUUUUUAGAAGCUUACCCCUUUUUUUUUCCACAGCAAUCCGAUAACAACAUGUCUCCAGUCUUAUCUCCCAUGCCCAAAUACGUUUUAAACAUUCCUCUGUCCUUUGCGAAUGAAACUGGUGUAUUUAAGGUGGUUGAGUGAAUACUCACUUGUGUCGUGUUUCUCCUCUUACCUAAUCUUGCUCAGCUCUGACUCCCCCAUUGGAACUCCUUACCAGUCUAUUUCGGAAGAAGAUCCCAGAACGGAGUCUGUACCCCUCAUUCCCAACGAUCUGCAGACACCAACGGUAAUGAAUAUGUAGACUGAUUGAUAUUGAUUUAUUGAGAAAUUGACCGACGGAGUUGGGGAAUGGUGGACUGGUUGGUUGUCUGACUGACUAACCGUCCAAGUGACGGACCACUGACUGACUCUCUCUGACAGAGUGACUGACUGACUGUCUGACAGAACGACUGACUGACUGACAGAGCCACUGACUGACUUACCAACCAACUGGCUGACUGUCUGACAGAACAACUGACUGACUUACCAACUGACUGACUUACCAACUGACUGACUGACAGAGCCACUGACUGACUUACCAUUAAGUGACUGACAGAGCCACCGACUGACUUACCAACUGACUGACUGACAAAGCCACUGACUGACUUACCAAAUGACUGACUGACAGAACCACUGAGUGACUUACCAAUUGAUUGACGGAGCAACUUAGCAUCUUACUGAGUGACUAACUACUGAUGAUUGACCUCUGACUGGCGGACAACUAAGCGGUACAAAGUCACGAACACGCUGACUGGUAUAAUGGUAGUCAUUUUAGUUUGUGGCUGCACGGGCUCUCCGUUUUAUCCUCUGCUUAAUCUAAAUUUUAUGAUGAACUGCAAACUCUAAUCUGACGAUCAAUGUUUCAUAACUUACAUUAAGUGAUUUAUAAAAUUAUAUUUUCCUUGUACACAAGUUAAAUGUCAUAACAGAGAGAAAUAUCGAUGAAUUAUCCUUGAUUCAGAGAGGUACCAACUUAAAAUUUAGCUCAACGAAUGUCUGCUUAUGUGAGAGUUAACUCUGUUUUUUUUCCUCUCAUUCAGUACAACGCCAUGCACCGGUCCUCAAUGGAGUUUCAUUCCUUCGAGGAUUCGUGGAAACCCGGGCGUUUCAGUUCAGUAGGAGCUAAUCCGUUGUUAACUGCUGCUUCUCCGCCAUCAUCAUCAGAUGUAUCCUCCAACACUGACCUUCCAAACAUAAGAGGACGAGGCGAGAUCAACAGUAUGGCGUUCUGAAAUAAGACAGUGACGUCAUCUUCUUCGCCUGACUUUUCUGAGAAGCUUUAAGAUGUAUCACUUUGCGGGAAAACUUUAAGCAAUACACGUUUGCCGCGAAAAAUUUUAAAACUUGUUAAUACGAAAGCCGAAAAGGGUUACUUAAUCAUUUAUGCCUACUUUUUAAGGCUAUUUAGAAUCUUUUGAACAUGUAGAUAGAUAGAUCUAUCGGCUAACGCAAAGAGCGUUUUUAUCAAAAAGAUCUUGAUUGUUUUAUAUUGAAAGUUAGCGGAGGCAUCUAUAUUUUUUAAUCUAAAUUAUUUGAUUAUUUAUGACAAUCAGGUGUGAAUACCUGUACGAUAAUUUUUAUACGAUUUAAUGACAGAUCAAUUGCAUGAAGUAUUUAGAGAUACAUGUGACAUUCUGUUUUUCUUGAUCGUAGUAAAAACUUUUAUUGAAUGUUGAGAAUAUAACUUGAUAUCGAGUACCACUUUUUUGGAAGGAAAUAUUUUUAUUUUAUGGUAAUGGAACGUCACCUGAGGUUGCGUGCAAACUGCAGUAUGACAUUUGUAAUAUUUGUGCAAAAGGUAGAAACUUUUUAGAAUAGAGAUGGCUGCUAUAAAGGACCACUUGUUAUAGAAAAGUGUCAAGGAUUUCUUCGGAAGAGAUGACGAAUGUAUGCGGGUAUGUUUCCGCUUCAUUUGUCGUUGAAACCUAAAUUUUACCUCUACAACUGAUAUUAGUCGCAGUAGAAUGUGAUUAAACUAUUCUUGAGAAAGGUGUGGGAGUAAUUGUAUAACGGACUUGAACUUGUCCGUAAGACUAGUAAGUCAUCUCCAUUAAAAUAAAGUUAUGCGUUGU